AUGGCUCCGUCGUUCCCCAUUUUGAGCACCAAGGACCUAGUGAAGAGACAUGAGGGAAUCCAUAAGCUGACUGAGGAGGACAUUUUACGACCAACAGCAGAUGUUAUACGGCAAGUCUAUGAAGCGAUCGUGGCAUUCACGUUGCCAAGGAAAAGGGACCAAUGCCAUUUGGAUAACGCGAUCGCGCGAACACACCUUGACGCACCAGAGGCGCAUCAAGAGUCGAUCGGAAUCAUCCGUCUCUUCCGAUCAGUUUCACAGAUCGUGUCUGCUGCAGAUUCACCAUGGUUUACAAUACGAGAUUUGGUGAAACCCAAUUCAGCCCGAACAAUUCGUGCGCUCUCCGCUUUCGCAAACUUCUUUCUCUUCAUUCAUCAGCAUGCAGAUAGUCUGGACCUCGUUCUGGAAACGAACAACAGAAUGACAGAGUCAAAACACAUGCUCGAGGAUCGGAUUGCAGAGGUGGACGCAGAAAAUGUAUCACAGGACGAACGGAACAAAGAUGAUAAGAACGAAGCAGAAUGGCUGAGGGCGGAAGUGGGUGGCCUUAAACCUAAGAUUCAAGAAUUAACCAAGCAGCGAGACGAAGUUGUGAAGCUGGUGUCUACAAGGCAGGAGCAGCUGAGUAAGCUGGAUGCAGAGAUAAUGGCAGAGAAGGGCAAGGCUGCUGACGCCAAGGCAGAAGCACAGGUUCUUCAGCAUCAAAUUGCCCAAUCUCCUAAGAAGUUGGAGAUGGCUCUUAAACGAGUUGAAGAGGGCAUUCAGGCUGAAACCGAAGCGAAGAAGGAAGAAUCUGACAGCGCCGAGGUUUUUCGCCAGAAACUUUUAAUGUCAAGAGAUGUGCUUGAGGUGAUAAAGCGUCGGAAUGAGACAAUCCAACCGGCUCUGUCCACGGCUGACAAUUGUAGCAAGUUAAAAUCAGAGAUCCAAUCGAAGGCGUGUGCCAUCGACAAGUUGAAACAGAAGAGGGAGUUCUUGAGAAUGAGAGCGGAAAGGAUUCCUCAAGAAGAUGCUAUUCGAGCAAAGAAACAGGAGGCACGGGACAAGCAGCUUGAGGAGCUGCAGGCUGCUCUGGAGUCCACUAAAAGAGACCAGGAAGCUAUGCACAAGGAGCUUGUGCAUGGGGAAUCCGCUUUUGUUGAGGAAAAAAUGAAGCUGCAGAGAGAGUCGCACAGAAAGGGCAAGGGACGGAUUUAA
This is a messenger RNA of Closterium sp. NIES-65, 1197 nucleotides long. The record is from the annotation of a GenBank genome assembly. NCBI's taxonomy places the organism in Eukaryota, Viridiplantae, Streptophyta, Zygnematophyceae, Desmidiales, Closteriaceae.